AUGGCAACAAUCAAUGACAUACGUCAAUUUUUGUUUCGCGCCUUUUCCGGAAACAAAAGUCCCAGGCAAAGGAAAAGGAAGGAGUCGCACCACCACGUGAACAGCGUCAUCCAAUCAGCUGGACAGCUAAAAUUUGUGCAAAACAAAACUAAUCCAUCAAUUGCUCAACUUAAACUGAAGCCGAAUUCUUUAAAACUAAUUAAGAUACCAACCAACAGUGAAGGGAUCGAACAGAUACCUACAUAUCAAAGUGUGAAGUUAACUGACAUUAUCAAUGCAUCAAACUUGAUACAGUCAUCAACAGAUACUUUACCACAAAUACAGAAAAUAACAUCAAAAAAGGAUUUUGUGGAAGAAGAACCUACUGAGGUGCAUCCAUUAUCAGAGCUAAAGUAUAUACACACUAUACCUAAAUUAGUGCCAAUACCCUCUGAUAAGUCAUCAACUAUGUCACAUGCUUCUAGGAGAAGACAUGAUUCUGACAAUGAUCAUCCUACAGAAUAUACAACAAAGAGACGUAAACAUGCUGACAAAGUCGGAAAAGGUUUAAGGCAUUUUUCCAUGAAAGUGUGUGAAAAAGUAAGGACUAAAGGGUUCACCUCAUACAAUGAAGUAGCUGAUGAACUUGUACUUGAGUUUGCAACUGGAAUCCAUGGUUCAGCUGAUAGCCAACAAUAUGAUCAAAAGAAUAUUCGGCGGAGAGUAUACGACGCACUAAACGUAUUGAUGGCCAUGAAUAUUAUUUCUAAAGAAAAAAAGGAAAUUCGGUGGCUUGGAUUACCCACUAACUCAGUGCAAGAAUGCACUUCAUUGGAAAAAGAAAAACAAAGCAAGUUAGAGCAGAUACAGAAAAAGACUCAACAAUUACAAGAACUAAUCUUACAGCAUAUUUCCUUCAAGAGUUUGAUAGAGAGAAAUAAAGAUGCAGAAAACAAAGGAAUAAAGCCAUCGCCUUCUUCAGCAAUCCAUCUGCCCUUUAUUGUUGUAAAUACGAGUGACAAAGCAUUGAUCGACUGUAGUAUCUCAAAUGACAAGACAGAAUACAUGUUUAACUUUAAUAAACGGUUCCAAAUCCACGAUGACAUUGAUAUACUGAAGAGGAUGGGACUGCUUUUUGGUUUAGAUAAAGGAGAAUGUUCAGAAGAAGAUAUAGAAAGAGCGAAAAGUAUGGUUCCGAAAUCAUUAGAAUACUACGUAGAUCAAAUGGGUCGAGGCGUAAUAACGAAACUGUCAUCGUUAUUAGAGGAGGACGACUUAGACGAAGCAGAGGAGGAAGAGGCACUCGACGCGGAAGUGGAAGGCGACGAGGAGCCCGAGGAGGGCGACGCCGCAGACUACAGCGACGCCAGCAGCGAGGAGGUCGACGUGUAGCCGACGCCGCCGACUACAGACGCCAGGGGGGCUACUCCGGGAUGCUGUUUACUUAGUUUCGGGUCUAUCUGUCACCGUCGCUCAUGCUGGCAUCUCGUCAUGCGUGAGAGGGAUGGCAGCAUUCGAAACUUCGUGUCACAAUUCUCGGAGUAGCCCCCCAGUAGCGAGGAGGUCGACGUGUAGCCCCGGCGCCUGUACCAUACUUACGUUACAUACCUGUGCUGAACUCACGCGAUAUGCCACCUAAUCUUAUUUUAUCAAAUCAAACAAAUAGGUGACAACGAUGUUUAGUACAAAUCAAUAUAAGUAUUAUUCCUUAA
Molecule: messenger RNA, 1691 nt
Organism: Ostrinia nubilalis (European corn borer)
Lineage: Eukaryota; Metazoa; Arthropoda; Insecta; Lepidoptera; Crambidae
Gene: Dp
Product: transcription factor Dp-1
Exons: 12
Coding region: 1-1371 (456 amino acids)
Biological process (GO): regulation of transcription by RNA polymerase II; regulation of cell cycle
Cellular component (GO): nucleus; transcription regulator complex
Molecular function (GO): DNA-binding transcription factor activity, RNA polymerase II-specific; RNA polymerase II transcription regulatory region sequence-specific DNA binding
Source: RefSeq, a predicted model, not a curated record